CUAUGGCCCUGAAAAACACACACACCACAAUCCAAUGUUCCAUGUUUAUUGUUCAAACUAGAUUUGCUUUAUCCAUUUGCAAAAAACAACAUCAUCACCAUCACAUGACACAAUAUUACAACACCCUUGGAUAUGCCUAGCAUGGCUUCCUCUCUUCUGCUUCCACUUUAUUCUACUUGUGGUAAAAUUCCUUCUCUUACUGCUGCUCCACAAGGCAUUUCUGUUAGAAGAUUUGUUCUUAAAGUGAAGUCCUCAGAGACAAGAGAAUCCACUUCUAAUGCUAAUGAUAAUGCCAUGUUUAGUACCAAUUCACGUAGAGAGUUUUUUGGAUUAGCAUUAGGAGGAGUCUCUACACUUUUUAUCCAUUCAUUUGAUGCUGCUAAUGGAGCUGGUUUACCAACAGAGGAAAAACCUAAACUAUGUGACAGUACUUGUGAGAAAGAGCUUGAAAAUGUACCUAUGGUAACUACUGAAUCAGGUUUGCAAUACAAGGAUAUUAAGGUUGGGCAAGGCCCUAGUCCACCAGUUGGAUUUCAGGUGGCUGCUAAUUACGUUGCAAUGGUUCCAUCUGGACAAGUAUUUGAUAGUUCAUUGGAGAAAGGCCAGCUUUACAUUUUUCGAGUUGGAUCUGGUCAGGUGAUAAAAGGACUCGAUGAAGGUCUUUUAAGCAUGAAAGUAGGCGGGAAACGCCGACUGUACAUACCUGGAUCAUUGGCAUUUCCAAAAGGGCUUAAUUCUGCUCCAGGAAGACCAAGGGUGGCUCCAAGCAGUCCAGUUAUAUUUGAUGUAAGUUUGGAAUAUGUACCCGGCCUCGAAGUGGAAGAGGAAUAAGAUUAGGUUAUCCGUUGCUCCUUGAUUGUACGCGGUCAACUCGAAAUCAAUUAAUCACACCAUCACUUCACUAUCUUAUACAAUUGUUAAUUUUUUGAGGAAUGAGCUUAAAACUUAUGGCUGUGUAGAGUAUAUUGUUUGAAGUUUACCAUAUCAAGUAUAUUGAACAUGAAUUUUCUUUGCAUAUAA
Messenger RNA from Lathyrus oleraceus (garden pea), 1020 nucleotides. Its product is annotated as peptidyl-prolyl cis-trans isomerase FKBP16-3, chloroplastic. The transcript is spliced from 7 exons. The record is from RefSeq and is a predicted model, not a curated record. The coding region runs from base 133 to 831 and encodes 232 amino acids. NCBI's taxonomy places the organism in Eukaryota, Viridiplantae, Streptophyta, Magnoliopsida, Fabales, Fabaceae. Gene Ontology annotation, molecular function: peptidyl-prolyl cis-trans isomerase activity.